AUUAACUGACUGUCAACAUCGUUAUUUUGAAAAUGGAAAGACGUAACCGAAAAAAAAGGAGAAAAUUGUGAAUUGAUUUUGUGGUAAAAAAUGGCAUGCCCUGGCUCGAGUAAAAUAUGCGCGAAGAUUACAGAAAAUGAAGUCAAAGAAUAUCUUGAGAAUCAUCCAAGAGUAGUUGAGGAAUAUCUCUUGACUUCCGCUUCAGAAUCAUUAAUAGAAAAUGUCCUACGGAAAAAAUUGCUUGCGGAGGCAGGGGAUAAUUACAUAGCAUCUGCAAAAUUUGAGAGUAAAAGCAAACGUCGGAAGACAACAGUUUAUACAGACACCGGAAUUACGGCGAUGAGCAGAAAAAUAAUUGGUUCUAUUAAAGAUGACGAGAUAUAUGAAAGAAUAUACGAAAUGUGUAUGCUGAUUAAAACUUCUAUAGAUGCGGAAUACUUUCAUCUACUUGCAGUUGAAAAUAUUGAGAAUAAUCUAGCAAAGUUUGAGCCGGAAAAGGGGUGUGUACGUUUUGGAAAAAUCGGCGAAAAUCGUAUUGUAGCAUCGUAUGUUGCCACAGAAAAAGUUCCGCUGAAUUUAGAAGAUCUUUGUAAUGACCCCAGAUUUCCAGAUGGUGUUGGCGUUGAUAUUUUCAAGAGAUGUCAUAUAAUGAGUAUUCCGCUAUUUCUUGAAUGUGGAACUCCCUAUGUGGUCGUAGAAUUCAUCAGAAGUCAAGGGUCGUCACCGUUCAGCACUUUUCAUUUUGAACUCGUCAAUGCAAUUAUGACAUGGGUGAUGGCUUGCUUACAAAAGAUGAAAUUAAACAAGUUACUCAAGCUACAAGAUGCAUUAAACAACUUUCUGUUAGAGACGACACGUGUUAUGUUUGAUGAUAUGGAAAAUAUAGACACACUCGUCACUAACAUAAUGACCUUCACCAAAGACCUUGUAACUGCCGACAGAUGUGCUUUGUUCCUGGUUGAUGAAGAAAGACAGGAACUGUUUGCAGAUUACUUUGACGAGGGCAAAAAGAGCGAGACUGGACUUUCCGUGUUUACUAAAAAAUCACAAAUCCGGUUCCCAAAGAAUCGUGGAAUAGCCGGGUAUGUCGCUCAGACAGGCGAGGUAGUAAAUAUAAAAGACGCGUACCAAGAUGAAAGAUUUAAUACUGAGAUAGACAAAAAGACCGGAUACCGUACAAGAAACAUACUUUGUAUGCCAAUCAACGCCAAAAAUGGAGUGAUCGGCGUGGUUCAGAUGAUAAAUAGGAAAAAUGGCGAUUACUUCACAAACGAAGAUGUCAGUGCUUUCAAACUAUUUGCUGUCUACUGUGCCCUUGCAUUACACUAUUCUAGGUUAUAUAACAUGCUUGCCCAUCAACAAAUGAAAUACAAGGUAGCAAUGGAAGUGCUACAUUUCCACCUUUCGUGCAGCGAAGAAGAAGCGCAUUCACUUAUUGUAAAUCCAUAUCUCAAACCGGAUGAAGUGCCCCCAAAUUUCGACAAAUAUAAAUUCUCCUGCUUUGGACAUGAGGAAGUUCUUCCCAAACUUUUUAUCAGAAUGAUGGAGACUACAUUUGGUGAACAUUCGUUUGAUGUUCAAAAACUAUGCCGGUUUGUGUUGACGAUAAGAAAAAACUAUAGGCCAGUGUUGUAUCACAACUGGCAGCAUGGCUUCCACGUUGCACAUUGUAUUUGGAGAAUCAUAGAGUCGUCUGGUUUGAAUUUAACGAGACUGGAAAAAAUGGCGUUGAUUGUUGGCGGUAUUUGUCAUGACGUAGAUCACCGGGGAUAUAACAAUGAUUUCUUUAAGAAGUUGAAUUUACCUCUAGCCAAUUUAUACACGACGUCAGUGAUGGAACAACAUCAUUAUAAACAGACUAUUACCAUUCUACAUUCGGAGGGACAGGAUAUCUUCGCGCACCUAUCAUCAAGUGAACAUAAAGAUGUUCUCGAUUUGAUAAGGAAGUUCAUUAUAGCAACAGAUUUGGCGUUGUAUUUUCCAAACCAGAAGUUCUUGACCGGUUUGAUAGAAAAGAACGAAUUUGACUUCGAGGUUAUGAGUCACCGUGAUGGACUUCUUUCUCUCAUGAUGACCAGUAGUGAUUUAUGUGCCAUUUGCAAACCGUGGGAAACUCAAAAGAAAACUGCAAAGCUGAUAUACGAGGAGUUUUACGUGCAGGGAGAUGAGGAGAAAAAGCGAGGAAUACAACCUAUUCCAAUGAUGGACAGAAUAAAUGAAAAAGAUAUUCCCAAAAUGCAGGUUGGAUUUAUUGGCUUCAUUUGCAAGCCUAUGUACACAACCCUGACUGCCCUAAUCCCGGCCGCCAAGCCUCUUCUAGAUGGAUGUGUUACAUGUAAGGAGAACUGGGAGAAAUGUGCUGCUGAGGCUGCAGCAGCCGAGGCCGAAGCAAUAGCGAAAGAUUAGCCAAUAUUAAACCAACUAAACAAUAACAAAAUCAACAUUUCAAAUAUUGAUAUAAAAAUCAGGAUUGGAAAUAAUUAUAAAUUAUAUAACAGAAUAAAUAUUUUGUUCCGA
Molecule: messenger RNA, 2517 nt
Organism: Ruditapes philippinarum (Manila clam)
Lineage: Eukaryota; Metazoa; Mollusca; Bivalvia; Venerida; Veneridae
Product: cAMP and cAMP-inhibited cGMP 3',5'-cyclic phosphodiesterase 10A-like
Exons: 10
Coding region: 91-2406 (771 amino acids)
Biological process (GO): signal transduction; negative regulation of receptor guanylyl cyclase signaling pathway
Molecular function (GO): protein binding; 3',5'-cGMP-stimulated cyclic-nucleotide phosphodiesterase activity
Source: RefSeq, a predicted model, not a curated record